UAGUCACAUUGUUCUACAUUAUAUUAACAAAAUAUUUAAUUCAAAAGGAGAUGUCAGUCACUCAAUACCUAAAUGUUCUCAUUGAAAAUGAUCAUUUUGCUAAAAAUGUUUACAUUAUAGCAUCAAUACAUGCAACAAGAAUAAACACUGCAUCUUAUAUUAAAAUAAUGGAAAAAAUCAUAAUUUCUUCAAUCGUUUUGAAUUUCGUUCUUUACAUUGGACAUUAUUUAAACGAAGCAACGGCAAGCAACAAUAACAAUGUAAUUUCUAGUCGAUUCUACAGGAACAUCGGCCAAUUUUACAAUUCUCCUUCUUCAAUCAUCAGAAUAUCGGUAAUGGAUAUGGGACGAUAUGAUAUGGAAAUUGCAGCCGUCCAAUGCAUCGCAAGUUGUACAACGCAAUCUCCAUCAAAUUGCGUUGCUGUAAAUUUCAGCGCUAAAGAUGCAGCUUGUCAGCUUCUUUCCAGACAACCAAACCUCACAUCUAAUACAAAGAUUGAACAUGAUGAUGAAUGGAUACUGUACACAGAAAAAAGGCUACUAGAAACAUACUGGGUGGAUAUACCUGGUGCAUGCAUUGCGGGAUACAACCACCGCAAAAUAAAUUCUGUCACUACUAUUGAUGCAUGUAAGAAACUGUGUGAAAACGAGAAAGAAUUUGAGUGCUGGUCAAUUGACUAUGAGGCUGAAUAUGAGAGGUGUCUCCUGUCUGAGAAAUCCUCAAGAAAUAACCCCAUAAGUAACCCUUGUUAUAUGUCAGGGUACACCUAUGCUGAAAGGUCCAUUGAAGAUAAUAGUUGAAACCAGAAUUUAACUUCUAUCGAAAGAGGAUGUUCACUAAUCAUAAGAACUGCAUUAAGAAACAACACAGUAACUGAAGACUAAACCAGCUUUACAAAUAUAUUACUAGUUCAAAAGAUAUUAGUAUUCUUGAUACAACACUAGGCCAUAUCUAUUCAUCUGAACUCUAGUCCAUUGUAAAGCAAUGGCAGACAAUCUAGACAUUCAUCCCCACAGCAUAUUGCUAGCUUACAAUAGCAUGCAGAUCUAACCUUUGGGGUCUGUUACUUUGAUUGACUCACUAGACUUGGCACAUUGGGUUUUGAAUCAAUUCAGCUUUUAUUCCUGGCUUUUAUUGCUUUCACGGAGGAUAUUGUGUCAAGGAAUUUGUAUGAUUAUUAUUUUGGUUACAAGACGGUUGCAAAAUUCAAAAUCUUUGCAACAUAUGCAAUUGAAUCAUUUCCUAAAUGUUCACCUCUCCCUAAUGGUACAGGAUGCAACACAUGCAAAAAGGGAUACAUCCUUUAGGACAUUUCUAGUUCUUUUGACCACAUAGCUUUAUGGCAUUCCAGAAAUUUGAAAAUUUGAUUCAAAUCAUGCU
Molecule: messenger RNA, 1380 nt
Organism: Owenia fusiformis
Lineage: Eukaryota; Metazoa; Annelida; Polychaeta; Sabellida; Oweniidae
Source: the annotation of a GenBank genome assembly